Parastagonospora nodorum SN15 is the source of this 660-nucleotide messenger RNA. RefSeq lists its product as hypothetical. The record is from RefSeq and is a predicted model, not a curated record. The coding region runs from base 1 to 660 and encodes 219 amino acids. Lineage: Eukaryota; Fungi; Ascomycota; Dothideomycetes; Pleosporales; Phaeosphaeriaceae. The transcript has 4 exons.
AUGGCACUUAGGCAGGCUGCUUGUAGCACCUCCAUGUUGCUUGCGCCACUGCUUCGAGCGCUGUUCAACCUCAUCAACGCACACUUUCUCACCUACACCGUCUAUCAUUGUAUGGAUUCUACCAAUACGGCCAAGCAAGCGGACAAUGUUCUGUUACCUCCAAACAGCCGCGACGUUUGUACUACGACGUAUGCGCGAGCUGCGUGUUUCGACGCUGGGUAUUGCAACAACACCAAAGAAAUAUGGAGUUUUAAGAAGGAGCAGGUGCUUGUCAUAUGUAAAAGCUCGCGUGUUUUGGAGGUCAUCUACAACCGCGAGAGCAUUGGUAGUACGGCACGCAUCGGUUGCACGUUUAUUCAACAUGUCCAAUGUCAUCAAAAGACCCCGGAACGACCUGUUAGACUCCUGAGCGACUCAUCAUCUCGAUCCGACGAUUUCAGGUCACACUUGGGUGACUUGCACGGCGAUGUCAUGGUUCGAAGGGCCGAGAAUGGCCUGCUGCAGGAGCAGCAAAUUGUGACUGAUUUUCCUGAGCUCGCACUCACCACUGAUCUAUCCAUCGCGGACCAUGGGCCCAAAGCAGUCCAACGUCGAAGUGACCCCGCGAUAACGAUUAUGAGCGCGCGUGCGAGGGCCGCUCCACAGUACCACCUCCAGUAA